GCCCCCAGGAUGCUGGCCAACCUGUACCAAUGGUUUUGGAAGGAUGAGUACUGGCUGCCUCCUGGGUACACAUGGGCCGACAUGGAGGAUUCCAAUGGGGUCACCUACCCUCACCCCAAGGACCUUCUGGCAACCAUUCCCCUGGCAUUCAUCUUCGUGAUCAUCCGAUAUGGCUUUGAGAGGAACAUUGCUAUAUGUCUGAGCAAGGUCAUGGGUGUUCGUGACCACCCUAGAUUAAAGGCUGCUCCCAACCCCAUCCUGGAGUCCUUUUUCCAGACUCAGAGUUGGAAUCCCCAAGAGGAUCAGCUGAGUCACUUGGCCAGUCAGUGUGGCCUCUCUGUGAGAGAGACCCAGAGGUGGUUUCGACAACGAAGGAACCAAGAACGACCAAAUCUGACAAAGAAGUUCUGUGAAUCCAGUUGGAGAUUUUUCUUUUAUUUUUCUUCUUUGUUUGGCGGCAUCCUCACCAUUUACAAUGAAACAUGGUUUUGGGAGUCAACGAAAUGCUUUGAGGGAUACCCCAAGCAGCCUCUGAAGACUGGUAUAUAUUGCUGGUACCUGCUGGAGAUUAGCUUCUACCACUCUUUGUUGCUCACUCUGCCCUUUGAUGUGAAGAGGAAGGACACCAAGGAACAGGUCAUUCACCACUUUAUUGUCAUUGCCUUGCUGUUUCUCUCCUAUUGUUACAACUUUAUGUACUUUGGAACCCUGAUAUUGCUGCUACAUGACAUAACAGACAUCUUAUUAGAGGCCUGUAAGAUGUUGCAUUAUGCACAGUGGAAACUUACAUGUGAUAUACUCUUCAUCAUUUUUGCUGUGCUAUUCAUUGUCAACCGGCUCAUUCUCUUCCCAAGCAAAAUCAUCGGGAUGAUCUUUUAUUCCAGAGACUUGUUAAAGCCCUUCUUUGGAUUUUAUUUGACCAUUGCCCUCCUACUGGUCCUACAGGGUCUCCAUGUCUUCUGGUCCUACUGCAUCCUCCGUUUAGUCUAUUCAGUUCUUGGGCAUAACAAGGAGCUGAGUGAUGUGAGGAGUGACUUGGAGGAACAAGACACAAGUGAUGAGCAGUCAGAGAAAGAGGGGCAAAAGAACAGGCAGCUCCAGUCCAAUGAUGACACCAACUCCUGCAACUUCCUCCGGGCUCGAGGAGAGGGGCUCCCAACUGAUUAA
This is a messenger RNA of Dromiciops gliroides (monito del monte), 1167 nucleotides long. Its product is annotated as ceramide synthase 4-like. The transcript is spliced from 10 exons. Lineage: Eukaryota; Metazoa; Chordata; Mammalia; Microbiotheria; Microbiotheriidae. Gene Ontology annotation, cellular component: membrane. Bases 10 to 1167 code for a protein of 385 amino acids. Gene Ontology annotation, molecular function: DNA binding; sphingosine N-acyltransferase activity. Gene Ontology annotation, biological process: ceramide biosynthetic process. The record is from RefSeq and is a predicted model, not a curated record.